CAUUCUGAUUGGUUGAACGCACUGUAGUAACAAAACGCAUCGUCUAUCGAGGGUUGAGAAGGAUUAGCGCUCACAGACAGAAAACUCGAAAAAUGGCAAAUUACGGAAUGUUAAAUAGUGGUUUGACUCUUAAGGCACUUCUAGAGAACCCAGAACUUCAAAGCCCGCCGGUAGCGAACACUGCAGAGAAGGACAAGAAAGUUGGCAAAGAUGGCCUGUAUGAUUCUGGGUCGGCCUUCCUUGGCCCUAGUUUGUGGGAGAAGACCUAUGACAAUACAGACUUCAAUUUGGAAUACAUGGAUCUGGAUGAGUUCCUGUCAGAAAAUGGCAUCCCCAUCAAUCUGGACAAUGUCUUGAAUGAGGCUGAGCUCAGCGACUCCCAGUCAUCCUCAAGCCAGUCCAACAAAGGCCAACGAAGCCCCAAAGCAUCACCUUUGCCCCCUGCCUCGCCUCCGAGUCAUAUUCAGCCAUUUCCACUGCCAUCUCCACAGUCACCUCCACAGUCGCCGCCUCAGUCACCGCCACAGCCACAGCCUGUGUCCCCAGUUGCCCCUGUUGCCACGUAUGAUAGCCAACCGGCAUCACCAGCAUCAGCUCCAACAGAAAGUAAGCUUGGUGAAUCCAAGGCCACUGAGUCGUCGUACACGAGUGGGCCCGGGCCUAGAGCAUGUAGAGUAGACUUUGCCCUUUCACCUCCUGAUUUGGCUUUGGUGAGCAUACCAGGUCAAGAGAACUUUGAUCCUCGUAAGAGGGUAUUUUCAGAAGAGGAGUUGAAACCUCAGCCAAUGAUAAAGAAAUCAAGAAAGAUCUUUGUCCCCGACGACAACAAGGAUGACAAGUACUGGUGUCGGAGGAAGAAGAACAAUGUCGCAGCAAAACGAUCCCGGGACGCCAGACGCAUCAAGGAGAACCAGAUAGCCAUGAGAGCUGCAUUCUUGGAGAAGGAAAACUCAGUUCUUCGCGAUGAGCUUGAAAAAGUAAAGAAAGAAAACUCACAAAUGAAGAUCUCAAUGGCCAAGUAUGAGUCCGGAAAAUCAUAAAAGAAAACGUUUCCGUUGAUCAGUCUCAAUAAAGAUUGUACAGUGAUGAUUGGAAGGAGGAGUGACUGGUUGUGGACUUGUCCACUGAAUGAUGCUGUGAACAGGAGGAUAGGUUAUGAGACUGUUGAUCAUCCAUGCUUACCCUCUCAUGGUGAGCUAGUUCUACACUGUUGCAGACGAGUAGCUGUUACACGUUGUGCCUUGUCAUGUUGUUUGUUUCUUGGCCUAACAAGUGCAUCAUUCCAAGAGUACAGUGUGGGUUGAGUCCAUGUUGACUGAAUAAUAGUCGGUACAGUUCAAGAUAUGUCGUUUGUAUUUUUUUGUUACUGUAUUUUCUUGUGUAUAGUGCUCACUGUUUUUUAAAAUGAUGUAGUAUGUAGUAGGGUGCACUUAAUACACACAUACAUCCAGUUUUGAUUAUUUUUCUCAACACAAAGAUAUAAUUGUGAGCUUGCUACACUGUAUCUAUUGUUACAAAUGCGUACCGAAGUAUGCAACAUAGUCCUGAUAUCACACUAUCUGGUUAGAAAGAAUGUUUAUCUGUACUUAAUCUUAUAUUAAUUAUAUUCAAGAUAUCAUUUAAUAGUGUUACAUUAUUUUGGUGAAAUGGUGUUUGGCAGAUGGGCAGAUCGUACCAAUUCAUCAUUAUUUACAGCAACCACGGUCAGAUUGCCACUACCAACGCUUUAAAACAAAUCUUAGUCAGAUUUGUAAGAAGUCUAGCAUAUGGUAAAUACAAAUUAAGGUCUUUGAAAUGAACUUUGUUAGUUUGACUGUUAUAUGUCAACUUAAUGUUUUUGCGAUCAAAAUAGAAAGUCCACGAGAAGCCCCUGAUGGUGACCCGUUCCACAUGUAAACUUUAUCAUAUCUUAUUUUGGAAAAAUCUGGUAAAAGUAAAAAAACCUUGCAUACAGUCAACACACUUGAAAUUGUAAAUCAUCAUGUUCAGGGUUUUAUCACAUGUUUCACGUUUUCAUGUACAAAGUUUGUUAUCUGAUAUUUGUCAUCUGAAGUGAUACAAUGUAGUGUUUGACUGUGCACAAUUUACAAAUAUAGAUAUGUUUCCUUGAAACCCAAGAAUGGUAUGUGUGCAUUAUACUCAAUUGUGCACUAUACACAAGAAAAUAACGUACUUGAUUUACAGACAAUUUCAUCGGUCAAAUUUCAAAUGAAAAUAACAGACAAAAGCCUUCAGCUGACACUAUGAUAUAACUGAAAUCCUGUUCUAGGAGGCUGAAGUCCUACUCUGACUGCUGUGCAAUGUGUAAUGUGUACCAUGAUGCCACUUGCUAAUAUAAUAUGACACUGUUUAUCCAUUGCUGUUAGUAAAUACGGCUGACAUGGGUCUGUUACGGUAAGAAAGAAAUGAAACCGUGUAUAACUCAAGGAUGCCAAAUGAGCCAAACUCCGUGCACAGACUUUGUGUGAAUCCUACCAUUGCCUGACACUGAAGCAAUGUGUGGAGCUAAUGUUGCACACAUUGUUGGCCUUUUUGAGAUGUAACCUGAUAGCUCAUUGGUCAGUACUUGCUAGUUUGCCACGAACUUGAGCCAGGCCAUCACUUGAUAGCAACUAGCAACUAAACUGAGAUCAACUGUAUGUAUUCGCGGCAGAUGGAGGAACAUAGUGUAGACAAUCACAAAAGUAGUGGCGAUGGUUGACUCGCUCAUAUGGAGGAUUCCACAAACUCUUAAGAGGAAAACAGCAGCAUCUGUUAUAUUAUGUUAUAGUUAUUGUUAACUUGAAAAUGUUAAAAGUAUACCCAUAUUGUAAUCUGUGAUCUAAAAUUAUUUUUGUAGCUAGAAAAGAUGGCCACGUUUCAUGUGUGAACGUGCAUGUACUGCCAAUACUGUGUGUCCAUUGGUUGCUACCAUUGUGUUUAGCUGUAGAGUUCCACUGCAUUUUCAUGUGUAUAUUUCAGUCAGUAGGGUUACCAUGAUCUUAUCCUAACUGCAAGAGCAUAUUUCAUGACGGCGAUGCGAUUUGUUAGCUUUCAGUUAAUAAUUUGAAUAAAUAAUUUGCAGUGAUUCUGUGGCAUUUGUUUGGCUGAUCAAGCUUUUUAUGUAUUGUUUCCAUAAACUGAAAAAGAAUUGAGCCACGCCCACCAACAGACUUCUCUUUGAUAGGCUGAUAUGAAAUGGGAGGGGCUUCUGUUGCAUUAUUGCGCUGAACAAUGUCGAUGAUUUUGUAUUGUUGUCUAUAGUUAUUUGUGUGUUAAUGAUUGGAUAGGCAGUCUGUGAAGUUAUUACUGUUGACAUAUUUAUUUGUAAGAAUUGACUUCAAUAUGUUUUUGCAUUUAUGGACGUAUUAACGUAAAAACAUAUUGAAGUCAAUUCUAAAUUGAAACAUUUCCCUGUCUAGACUAGUUGAAAUUUACUUUUGCAGUUCAUGAAAUAUUUGUUUUGACAUAUUGUUAGUAUUGUUACAACUGUUUGCUGUUAAAUAUACAACCUGAUAUGUGAGAUUUCCCUAGAAAGGUCUGAGAGUGUCUAUGCCUAUCGAAUACCAUCUCAAUAAUAUUCACAGUUGACCUGUUUUAUUAACAUAAGUAAUAAGCAACUAAGCAUUAUAACUCUCCAUAUUGUAUUCCAGGUGGAUCAACUUUUGAAAAAGGCUUUUGUUUCGGCUUAAUUGUGGUGACUAUGAAACUCAUUGUAUUUGCUGGUUCAGAUAAGUUAAGAGACGAGUAAAUGGCGUGCGUUUUCCAUACAUACAUCAGUUGUGAAAAUGAUAUUUUUGUAUUUUUUAUCUUUGUCAUUGUAAACAAGAAUGCAAAAUUAGAUUCUCUUUUAAGAUGUGCUCAAAGUUAAAUUUUUAAUUGAAUAAUAAAGAAAUAUAUUAUACAGUUGUCGUUCACAUUUUUGUUAAAUGUUCAAGCGAGUCCUCCAUUUUCACAUAUAGAAACCAUGUGAAAUAUGAUGCAUGAAGACAAGAUAGCAGUCUCACCAUGCUCAGGUUUGUUUGUCCGGCAUUAUAGGAGGCUAUCUCCCGGGAAGGAUGUUCUUUACCCCAAAGCUUUAUUUUCAUCUUCUCUGUGUUCUUGUCGUAUACUACAUAUGGUAUGAGUUCGCUGUUAUACAUCCUACAUUACAUUGGAACUCAUUUAUGUCCAUUUUGCUCGUUCUUUCAACAUUAUAUAUUUCUCUUAGGCCUUGUAUAUAUUAUUUAGUUGGUUUAUGAGACUGACUUACCAACAAAACUUGAAAACAGAAAAAAAAUAUAAAUUGACAAACAUUUUUUGUUACUUUACAAUUAGGAUAAAAGGGAAAAAACAAGAUUUAGUCACUGCUGUUUUUGGAAGAAAUGUGCCCCACCAGGGGAAGGGGGGCCUUAUGAGUGCGAGGAUACAAGUGAGCCGUGAUCUCUCAAAAGAAGUCAUAAAAAUCGCCAUGUAUGCGGAUUACAAUAAUAUCUUUUUUCUCUCUCAUUAGUUCAUAAUGUAAUUAAAACAUUAUUCCACUUUUUGUACACCAACUCAUAAGAAAUGAAAGGCCUUAUUGACAUAUUGUUCUUUGUGUUGUUUUGUUAUUUUGUGAAAUAGUUUAACUAAAUGCAUGCUCGGUAUAUUUGUUGUCAAUUUGCAUUUGAAAGGUGACAGUUAUCAUUAGUUUGAUCAUAUGAGAUAAAAUAUGAUUGACUUGACUGAUGAUUUGUUGAAAGCUCUAACACUGCAUUUGUUUUUAAUCUGUUGCCACAAAGAUUUUUAUAUCAUCAGAACCUGUCCCAAUUUCAGAAGUCAUUGCAAGGGACUGAGUAUAUGGAGCCAUCAUUACUGGCAAUAGCAAGAUACUCAAUUGUGACGAUGAAGCGAUCUCCAUCAAAUCAUUCAUUUGUUUGUCUUGUUCGAUCAAUGACACAGACCUCAGUGCAUUCCUGUUUUAAUUUGUGGUGGUCCUUUUGUCUUUUCUGUAUAAUUUGGCAGCUUGCUUGUUUGGUUGAUGGAUGCAGUGAGAUCUUUAGAAAUUUGCUUUCAUCGUUGAUUUCACCAGCAUUUUUUUCUGUCCAAGGCCAGACACUAUUUUUUGGGGUGUGCUUUUUUUUUUUAUUGAAAAAAUAAAAUGAAUUGUCCAGGAUUUUUUAAAUAUCAGUUUGGAUUAGGAUCGGUAGUGGUUUUGGUCCUUGUAAAUAUCAAAUCUAAAUUUAGACUUGUAACCAAUUUGACGAUUAUCAUUUGAUAAUUUUCUGUUUUAGUCAUAUAAACAUUCCUUGGAUUAGGUAAUUGUCACAGUAAUGUUUACAGUGGGUAGCAUUAAAACAGCAUUGUCAUUCUGAUUAUUUUUCUCUUCUCGUAUUUUAAGAUAAGUGGAUUGAAAGGCUGGGACGUGUCCAAAUUUACUACCCGGGUACCUACCCCUCCUAUUACCCAACCGUACCCGGGUACCAACUGUAGGUCUCAAGAGAUAGGUACAAAAUGUCCAAUUGGGAAUUCUUUUACCAAAGCCCUGGCAAAACGUACUUCGAUACAUGUAUUAAACAAUCUGGUCAUACAAACAUUGAAGUUGACCUAGUUAUAUCUUUAUUUAACCAUAUGAAAAUUCAGAAGGAAUGGGUGCAUAGUCAGAAAGAAAUGUGAACAUUAGCGUAACAAUAGAGUUCUAGAUAAUUUUUGUGAUUAAGCAAUAUAUCACGUGACUAACCUAGGGUCCGGGUAGUCCUGAAGGUACCUGGGUCCUACUCAGUACCCACCAGACCUGGGUACCCCAGAGUUACAGUCCCAGCCCUAGUGGAUUGGUACACCCCACCCUAAUGUAACCUAUAAUGAACUGAGCUUAAUUAGCUGGGAAACUAAUUAUGUGGUCUUGAUGCCAGUUCUGUUGUGCAGAACCAGAAUUCCAACCCUACCUGAUUCAUCUACUACAUCUGUCUAUUAUAGUAUACUAUGUAUUUAAGAUUUUGUUUAAGGUGAUAUGAUGUUGUCAAACACUGUUUAGUCUUAGAGUGUUCAUUUGCAUAAUGUUUCAAGCAUAUAUAUUUCGUUUUGAGGAAAUACUAAAGCACCAAAAUUUAAAGAUUAUGCAAAAAAUAGACACAAGGCUCUGAAGCUCACUUGGAAUGUUUCUUGAAUAUUAAUUGAGAUAUUUUUGAAAGGUCAUCACUAAGAGAAAAGUAAAGAAUAACUCAAAGAAAUAAGUGAAUGCCAGUUUAAGUUUCUUUUGCAGAGCUAGAGUUCCCUACUACAUGUUUUGAUAUUGACCUUUCAGUCUAUGAAAAUGUCCUAUUUUAGUGUCACUCAUAUCAUGCAUAUUUUUGUUGAUUUGUGUAUAUAUUGAUAGGAUGUUGUCAAAUAAACAUACUGUGUAAUGUUA
Molecule: messenger RNA, 6346 nt
Organism: Haliotis rufescens (red abalone)
Lineage: Eukaryota; Metazoa; Mollusca; Gastropoda; Lepetellida; Haliotidae
Product: thyrotroph embryonic factor-like
Exons: 5
Coding region: 93-1040 (315 amino acids)
Biological process (GO): regulation of transcription by RNA polymerase II
Cellular component (GO): nucleus
Molecular function (GO): DNA-binding transcription factor activity, RNA polymerase II-specific; RNA polymerase II cis-regulatory region sequence-specific DNA binding
Source: RefSeq, a predicted model, not a curated record